AUGAGGAACAAUCUUAAUCCAUCCGUAACGACAAUCUUAAUGUUGCUCAUGGUCAUGAUGAUAAAGUUAGCCGAGGCAACAACCCCUAUUUUUGAACCAUCCAUUGACACAACACCUCGAAAUCUUGCUCCGAAUACACCAAUAUUGUACAAUUUUGAGGGUUGGAAUUUUAAUAUUCAAUUUUCAACACUCCCUGAUUCGAUAGUGAGUGGCAGUCUCAAGAUGAGUGCUGCCGAUGUGCCAAUCACACAUACCAUCCCAUCUUUUAAUAAGAAAAUGGAAGAGGUGUUCUUCUUUACUUUGGAUUUAACUCAGACAACCCUUAACUAUCCACCAAACACUCCCGAAGAGGAAAAGGCAAGAAUGAGAGCAACCAGAACUGCAAUGGAGGUUGUUUUUACUACUUCUGUUCCUUCUCCAUUCAUGUAUGAUCCCUACUCUUAUAAAAUGUUGAGAUAUGAUGAGGCAACAAAUGCAUUUUCAGAACCUGUUGAUGCUUUAAAGAUUGAUUUGGAUUAUUCCUUCUCUAUUAAUGAAGCUUUUGGAAAGAAGAUUAUCUUUGGAUUGUUUGUUUUUAAAUCACCACUAGAUGUUCAGUUUGGAAAGAAGAUUGCCAUAUACUAUCCAAGCUAUUUGCAGUUUUCGUAUGAUGAUUACUUGAUGGGAUACCUUUUUCCAAAGGCAAAUUAUUUCACACCAUCAAAUCCUUCAAUGCUUACAGUCAAUCAAGUGAAGCAAAAGUAUGAAAAAUUGGGAACAUCUAGAGUUUUACUUUCUCGUAUCUCAGUCACAAUUACAAAGAAUCCAUUACAAUUUGAGGAAGCAACUUUUCAAGCUUUGUCUUUCAAGAAUGAAAAUGUAAAGAAUGUUGUUGGAGACAGUUACAGAAUCGAUCUCAAUUCAUUGACAUGUAUCUUCCUAUCAGGUAAUCAAGAAUUAAUGGCAAGAAAAGUAUCCUUUGAAAACAAUGUUUUGACUUGUGAUGUGAAUCCAUUAUUAGCAGGAGAUCAUGAAGUUUUAAUUGUUGCCAAUAAUGCAAAUCCACCAGAACCGAUGAACAGAGGUGUAGGAAGUGUGGUUCUUGGUUUGUUUAUUUCUGUGGUUGCAAUUGUUUCACUCGUUGUUUUGGGUAUUGGUGUUUUCAUGUUCAUUAAAAGAAGUAAAAUGUCAAGAGGAUUACUGUCAAGCUCACAAGCUGCUCCAACCUCAGCUUAUUAUUCAACUGAUAUUUAA
Molecule: messenger RNA, 1233 nt
Organism: Naegleria gruberi
Lineage: Eukaryota; Heterolobosea; Eutetramitea; Acrasida; Naegleriidae
Exons: 1
Coding region: 1-1233 (410 amino acids)
Source: RefSeq, a predicted model, not a curated record